Molecule: messenger RNA, 8740 nt
Organism: Apus apus (common swift)
Lineage: Eukaryota; Metazoa; Chordata; Aves; Apodiformes; Apodidae
Gene: IGF2R
Product: insulin like growth factor 2 receptor
Exons: 48
Coding region: 42-7502 (2486 amino acids)
Biological process (GO): lysosomal transport
Cellular component (GO): late endosome; plasma membrane; trans-Golgi network
Molecular function (GO): insulin-like growth factor binding; signaling receptor activity; D-mannose binding
Source: RefSeq, a predicted model, not a curated record
GGUCGCCGGCGCCGCCUGACGUCCCGGCCCGGCCCGCGCCCAUGGCCCUGGCGGCGGCGCGCGCCCCCCGGCCCCGCGGCCUCGCGCCGCUCCUGCCGGUGCUGCCGGUGCUGCUGGUGCUGGUGCUGGCGCUGGCGCUGCGCCCCGCGGCGGGGCGGGGCGGCGGGGCCGCGGCCCUCGGCGGCGCCUACCGGGACCUGUGCAGUUACACAUGGGAAGCAAUUGAUGCAGACAAACGUGUGUUUUAUAAAAUAAACUUCUGUGAUGGUGUUGAAGAGUGUGGAAGAUCAAGUGCAGUCUGUGCACAUGAUGUAAAUCAGAUGACCUAUAUAUCUGUAGGUGAUGUAGGCUUGCAAAAUCUUUCUGGAACACUUCUGGAACUCAACACUACACAUAACUGCUUGCUGCAAGGCAGCCAGCACAAAGUUCAAAGCAACUUUAAUUUCCUGUGUGGGAAAACACUCGGUACUCCUGAAUUUGUGACAGCAACAGAGUGUGUGCACUAUUUUGAAUGGAGGACCUUUGUGGCUUGCAAGAAAGAUGUGUUUAAACCUGUGAAAGAGGUCCCUUGCUAUGUGUUUGAUGAAGAUUUGAAGAAACACGACUUGAAUCCUCUCAUCCAGGUUUCAGGACACUACUUGGUAGAUGAUUCUGAUGAUGAUUCCUUGUUUAUAAACAUCUGCAGGGACUUAGGAAGUUCAAGUGGAGAGACCAGAAACUGCCCUGCUGGCAGUGCUGCUUGCUUGAUACAUGAAGGUCGUGCGUAUGAUGUUGGCCAUCCACAGAAACAGCUGAAACUUCAUUACAAAGACAGGCUGGUAUUGAGUUAUGAGAGAAUAUACAGUGAUGAAGAAAAGCCAGACUUUUGCCUAGGCCAUAACCCAGCAGUGACAAUCACUUUUGUGUGCCCAUCAAAGAGGGGAGAAGAGAGUGCAGGUCCCAAGCUCACAGCUAAAACAAAUUGUCGGUAUGAAAUUGAGUGGGUUACUGAGUAUGCCUGUCACAGGGAUUACCUGGAGAGUAAGAACUGUCUUCUGACUAAUGAGCAACAUGAUAUCUCCAUUGAUUUAAGACCACUUACUCUACUUCCGGAUUAUGUUACACCAUACACAGCCAAAGAUGACAAAGAGGAGUAUUACUAUUACUUGAAUGUGUGUGGGAAAACUGCUGCAGGCAACUGCAGGGACAGUAGAGGAUACGCUUCAUCUUGCCAAGUAAAACGUUCAAAUAACCAGCAGAAAGUGGCAGGAAGAUUUGAGAACCAAACCCUGAGAUAUUCUGAUGGGGAUCUCACUUUAAUUUAUCCGAAUGGGGAUGCAUGUAGUUCCGGCUUUCAGAGAAUGACUGUCAUAAACUUUGAGUGCAAUGAGACAGCAGGUAAUGAUGGUAGAGGAGCUCCAGUGUUUACUGGUGAAGUGGACUGCACGUAUUUUUUUACUUGGGAUACAAAGUACGCCUGCGUUAAAGAAAAAGAAGAUCUCCUUUGCAGAGUUGCUGAUAAGAGAAAACACUAUGACUUGUCACCUCUGAUCCGUAGUUCAGAAUCAGCCCAGAACUGGGAAGCUGUGGACAGUAGCUUUUCAGAGGAAGAGAGGAAGCACUAUUACAUCAAUGUCUGCCAUAAAGUGCUGAAGAGAGGAGGAGCUUCUGGCUGCCCAGAUGCUGCUGCUAUUUGCUCUGUAGAUAAACAAAACAUGACUAAGAAUCUUGGAACAUUUGUAUCUUCUCCGAGAAAGGUUGGAGAAAAUAUUCAACUUACUUAUUUGAAUGGAGACAGCUGUGAUGUUAAUAAAAAAAUCAAAACUGUCAUCACACUAGUGUGCAGACCAGGUGAUCUAGAAAGUGCGCCAAUCUUGAUGUCUGAGAGUGUAUGUUCUUAUGCAUUUGAUUGGUAUACUGCUGCUGCGUGUGUCCUGUCUAAAACUGAAGGAGAUAAUUGUCAAGUCUCUGAUCCUCAGGCAGGCUUCUCUUUUGAUUUAUCACCUCUGGCCAAGGCAAAUGAUCACUAUAUAGUUAAUACUACUGAUUACUUAUUUUACAUAAACAUCUGUGGCAGUCUGCCAGAUGACUUGUGUCACACACGAUCAGCAGUGUGCCAAGAAACACAAAGUAAAGAUCAGCUUUGGAGUCUUGGACUGCCCAGUUCCAAACUUUCGUAUUAUGAUGGUCUGAUCCAGUUGACCUACAGAAAUGGUACACCAUACAAUGAUGAGAAGAAAACACAGCGAUCUACCCUUAUAACUUUCCUGUGUGAUCGUCAGGCUGGAAUAGGUCAACCUGAAUAUCAGAUAGAAGAUAAAUAUACCUACAACUUCAGGUGGUACACUGAAUACGCUUGUCCUGAAAUGCCACUGGAAUGUGUUGUGACUGAUCCCAACACCAUGGACCAAUAUGACUUGUCAAGCUUAGCAAAAUCUGAGAAGAGAGGUGAAAACUGGUAUGCUAUGGAUAAUUCAAGUCCAGGUGAGCGCAAGAAGUACUACAUAAAUGUCUGUCGACCGCUGAUUGCUGUUCCGGGAUGUGACCGGCGAGCAUCUGUCUGUCAGAUGGAAUAUCGACGUGAUCAUGUUUCUUACUCUGAAGUCACGUCUAUUAGCAAUCUUGGUGUUGCCAGCAAAGAGCUAGUAGUCCAAAGACCUGGACAUAUUUUUCUAACCUAUGCAGAUGGCUCUGUGUGCUUUGAUGCCAAUGGAAAUAAAACUACUUACACCAGCACCAUCCACUUCAUCUGUUCUAAGGGCACUCUUAGUAGCAGCCCACGGUUUAUAGCUAUUCAGGAAUGUGUGGUCACAUUCUUAUGGGAAACUGAGGCUGCUUGUCCAAUCAAGGAAACAAAAGACGAUUCUCAGUCUUGCUCUGUCCGAGAUCCAAACACUGGGUUCCUUUUCAAUCUACAGCCAUUAGCUUCUGAAAAAGGCUAUAUGGCUACUGGGAUUGGGAAGACAUACUUGCUAAACGUAUGUGGAUCUAUGCCAGAUUGUGGUGAAAUCAAUGGCAAAACAGCUGCUGGAUGUGAAGCAGAAAACUUGACAUCGGUGAGGCAGGUGGAACUGGACAAAACCCUGUAUCUGUCUGGUGAAGGGUUUCUAACUCUUACCUACAGAGGUCCUUUACGUGUGCAAUCAGGAACAUCAGACACGUUCACUGUGACUUUCAUUUGUAAUGAUUCGUACCCUGGAGAGCUUAAGUUUGUUCGAGAAGAGAUAAACAGUGUGCUGAACAUCUAUGAUACUUUUUUUGAGUUUCACACAGCUCUGGCCUGUGCUCCUGCUCCUGUAGACUGCCAGGUGACAGAUGCUGCUGGCAAUGAGUAUGACUUAAGUGACUUGAGCAAAGAUGGUGAACCAUGGGUUGCUAUAGACACUUCAGCGGAAGGAAAGAACCGAACCUUUUUCUUGAAUGUCUGCAAGCCUUUGCCCUAUGUGCCUGGUUGUCCUGGUGGUGCCAUAGGAUCUUGUAUGAAAUACGCUCAUAAAAGCAAGAACCUUGGAGUCAUUCAGAUAAAUCCACAGGCUGCUACUGAUGGGUCCUUAAGCAUUAUCUACUUGAAUGGUGACACAUGCAAAGAUAAUCAGCGUUAUUCUACACGUAUAAUCUUCCAGUGCGAUCAAACAAUGGGAUCACCAGUGUUUGAGCAAGAGGAUGACUGCGAAUUUGUAUUUGUUUGGAGAACCUUGGCAGCCUGUCCUGUUCACAGAGCAGAAGGAAAUGGUUGCCAGGUGAAAGAUCCAAGGUAUGGUCAUGUUUAUAACCUGAAGCCACUUUCCAAUAAAGACAUAAAAGUGAGUACAGAUGAGUAUGACUACUACUUCAGAGUUUGUGGAGUAAUAACAGAAUCUUGCAAAUCAGAGGCUCAUAAUGUGUCAUCGUGUCAAGUAAAGAAGAUGGACAAUACUUUCAAAAAAGUAUCAGGCUUGCUUACAGAAAAACUGACUUUCAAAAAUGGUUUAAUAAUGAUUAAUUACACCAGUGGAGAAAAAUGUCAUAAAAUAUACGAGCGAUCAACUGCCAUAUUAUUCUAUUGUGACAAGACUACAUCUGAGCCUGUAUUUUUGAAGGAAACUCCAGAUUGUACCUAUAUGUUUGAAUGGCAUACUCAGUAUGCUUGCCCACCUGUUAAAUCUACUGAGUGCUCCUACAAGGAUGAUGAAGGAAACUAUGACUUUUCAUCUCUGACACGUCAUAGAGAGAACUGGGAGGCAAUUGCUCUAUCUGCUUCUGCACAGAAGUACUACAUUAAUGUCUGCAAGCCCUUAGUACUAUAUGGUGCUACAAGUUCCUGUCCUUCGGAUGCUUCUGUUUCCCUCGUAGAGGGUACAAAAUGUACAAGUCUUGGGGAAGUGGCUGAUGGUCCCCGGUGGGAAAAUAAUAUUUUUAUUCUGAAAUAUAUUAAUGGGGAUCAGUGUCCAGAUAAAAUUCGCAAGAAAUCAACAAUAUUGCGCCUCAAGUGUGAUGAAAGCAAAAUUGAGUCCAAGCCAGAACUGAUAACGGCCAUUGAAGAUUGUGAAUAUACCUUCUUAUGGUUCACUGCUGCUGCGUGUCCUCUUAAAAGCAAUGUGCAAAAUGACUGCCGGGUAACCAAUCCUGCAACAGGCCACCUCUUUGAUUUGACAUCACUAAAGCGAGAAUCUGGCUACACCAUCAGUGAUUCACACAACAGAAAAAUUGAACUGAAUGUUUGUGCUGGAGCUAAAAGCUCAUGUGGUAGUGGAGCAGCUGUCUGUAUCACUGGUGGUUCAAAGCCAAUUAAUGCUGGAAAACCAAAUAAAACUUUAACUUAUGAAGAUCAAGUGUUAAAGCUUGUCUAUGAAGAUGGAGAUCCUUGCCCUGCAGACCCUGAACUAAAGCAUAAAAGCUAUUUUAGCUUUGUAUGCAAGUCUGAUGUUGGAGAUGAUAGCUGGCCUGUUUUUCUGUCUUUUGAUGAGCAGACAUGCACUAGUUACUUCUCUUGGCAUACUUCCUUGGCUUGUGAGGAAGAGGUGACUUGCUCAGUAUUGAAUGGCAGCUCCGUUAUUGACCUGUCGCCUCUGAUCCAUCGCACUGGGUAUUAUGAGGCGUUUGUGGAUGAAGAUAUAACAGAUGUUUCUCCAGACUUCUACAUCAACAUUUGUGAGCCUCUCAAUCCUAUCAAAGAUGUCAAUUGCCCACCUGGAGCAGCUGUUUGCAUGGUUCCUGUUAAUGAAUCACCAGUAGAUAUUGGUCGUGUUACUGAACCUCCCAAGUUAAAUGAGGCAGUAAAUGAAGUUUACAUCACUUACAAAAGCACUACUCCCUGUCAGAUAAACAGCAAAUUGAACUAUACUUCUCUUAUUGUAUUUCACUGCAGCCAAGGAACUAGCCUGGGCAAGCCAAAGAUGAUACAGAAACUUGACUGCAUUUUUGUUUUUGAAUGGGAAACUCCACUUGUGUGUCCUGAUAAAGUAAAAACUUUAGGCUGCUCUGUGACUGAUGAACAGCUACACUAUACUUUUAACUUGACCAGUCUUUCUGGAAGAUCAUUUGAGGUGUUUUCUGGAUCCAACAGUUACCGUGUUGGUGUAUGCAGUAGGGCAGCAGACUUGCCCCAGGGAACAUGCAAAGAUGGGGCAGUGUGUCUGACAUCUGAAAGUGGUGCAUCAUCUUUUGGAAAUGUGAAGGAAAUGAAAAUGGACUAUAGCCACCAGGAUGAAACAGUCAUCUUGCAGUACACGGGAGGUGAUCGUUGCCCUACAGUGACAGAAAAGGGAGAGCUUUGUGUGUUCCCCUUCAAGUAUAAAGGGAAGACCUAUGAGAAAUGUAUUACAGAAGAAAAGAAUAAGCCAUGGUGUGCUACGACUGAAAACUACCAGGGAGAUGGAAAGUGGGGAUUUUGUGGUCAUGCAACUGCAAGAAGGGAAUCUACUAUUAUCUUCACUUGUGAUGAAAAUGCUGGUGUUGGGAGACCAUACUUUUUGAGUGAGACGCUUGGCUGUGCUGUGACAUUUGAGUGGAAGACUCAGGUUGUUUGUCCUCCCAAGAAGAUGGAGUGCAAGUUUGUCCAAAAACACAGAACUUAUGACUUGAGAAUGCUCUCUUCCCUGACAGGAUCAUGGAUCUUUUUCCACAAUGGAAACUCGUACUAUGUGAAUCUCUGUCAGAGGGUACAUGAGGGACCCACAGGCUGCCCCGAAAGAGCCAGUAUUUGCAGGAAAAGCCACAAUGGAGAUGUUCAAGUUCUUGGACUUGUUCAUACACAGAAGCUGAAUGUGACAGGUGAUACACUGUAUAUUAGUUACUCCAGUGGGCAGGAAUGUAGGAAAAACAAGAAAGUAACAACAAUUAUAGAACUGAAGUGUGCAAAAACAGUUGGCAUGCCAAUGCUGCAGAGGAUUGAUGAAGAAAACUGUGCUUACUACAUCACAUGGGACACACGUGCAGCUUGUGCUGUGAAGCAGCAGGAGGUGGAGGUGGUGAAUGGAACAGUUAUUAAUCCUGCAACUGGGAAAAACUUCUCUUUAGGGGAUGUUUAUGACAAGUUAUACAUGGCUUCUGGUGACAUACGGACAAAUGGUGAUAAAUAUGUAUAUGAAAUUCAACUUUCUGGUAUAAGAAACUCAAGUAUCCCAGAAUGCUCUGGAGCAAACAUCUGCCAGGUUAAAACUAAUGAACGUCGCUUUCGGAGGAUUGGUUCUGCCAGAAAAGCUAAAUAUUAUGUUGAGGAUGAUGACUUGGAUGUGAUCUUUUCAUCUGACUCCAGAUGUGGUAAAGAUAAAUCAAAGUUUGUGUCUUCAACCAUUUUCUUCCACUGUGAUGAACAAGUAAAGGAAGGUGUCCCUGAAUUCCUUCAUGAGACAGCAGAUUGCCAGUAUUUAUUUACCUGGUACACAUCUGCUGUGUGCCCAUUAAGCUCGACCAAUGAUCCAGGAAGCAAUGGGCACCAGACUGAUCAGGAGGCCCAAGUACAUAAAGGCCUUUCAAGGAGAAGUCAGGCUGUUGGUGCUGUGCUGAGCGUCCUCCUGGUUGUUCUCACUGCAUGCCUAAUAAUCUUGCUGUUCUACAAAAAAGAAAGGAGGGAAAUUGUAAUAAGCAAGAUUACAAACUGCUGCAGAAGAACAUCCGGUGUUUCCUACAAAUACACAAAGAUAAACAGUGAAGAGGAAGCUAAUGAGAAUGAAACAGAGUGGCUUAUGGAGGAAGUUGCAGCACCAAAUCAAAGAACAGCAAAAGGAGGGCAGGAGAAUGGUCAUGUUACUACCAAGUCUGUUACUUCUGAAGCCUUUACCUCUCUCCAUGUGGAUGAUCUGGACAGUGAGGAUGAGGUGUUAACCAUUCCAGAUGUAAAGAUUCAGACAGGAAGAGGACUAGACAAGAGCAAACGUCCACAAAAGAAGCUACCUAGUCUUGGAAGUGAUGACAAAGCUUAUUUGCUGAAUGGGGGAAAUGAAAGGAAAGCAAAAGCCAAGCCAGGCCAGCAGCAGGCACAGAACUCUACAAAUACAGUGUCAUUUCAUGAUGAUAGUGAUGAGGACUUGUUGAAUGUUUAAUAACCCCUCUUGUGCCUAAUCAAAUAUAUAUAGAGAGAUUAUAUAUAAUGGGACAACAUUUCCAACCAAAUAUGAGGACUUCAGCCUGAAAGAUUUUUCUGAAUUUUGCCUUUAAUGAGAAACCAUUGAAAAGGGAAGAAGACAGAUUUCUUGGUUGUUUACAAUGAUAUGUUCAGUCAUGCCUGGAUUUCUAGCAUCCAGGCUGAGUUAUCUUGACUCUCUCUAGCCAGGACACUUUUUUUUUUUUUAGGUUAAGUGCUUUUUUAGAUGUUAAGUGCUUGCUUAAAAAAGAGAAACAUUUGAAAGGAAAGGAUUAAGGUUCAAGGAAGCCCCUGGCUCCUGAGACUCAAUUUAUCUGACUACUAGCAUUUUAACUCCUUGUAUUUAUUGAUCCUCACUACUCAGGUUUGCUUAACAGCAACAUGUUCUUCCUGCCGGCAGGGUAUUAUUCUAUGGGUUCACCAUUGUAAGACAAGGAAAAAUAUAACUUUUAUGUGUUGGGAUGAUUUGAUGUAAAUUUUGGAACUGGUCUAAUUUAUCCUGUAAAUUUAAAUAUCCAUUCUAAUUUAAACAGAUCAUUGGUUCAAAGGUAUUGACUGAAAGGUACAACUCUGUAUAGCUUUAGCCUGAAAUGGUUGCUGUUCUUUGCAUGAUAUUUUUUUGGUACUGGUCAUAUGACUGACUUAAUCAGUAUUUGCCUAAGCAGCUGACAAGCAUCCAAAGACUUAUUUUGUUUUUCUUAGAUUAUGGCUGGACUAGGCGACCGCACAGAGAAUCAGAGUAUUCCAAGAACACAGAGUCAGGAUUCCUAUAAUACAGUCUGAACUGCCCAGUUUGACAUUACCAACAACUAGAGGAGCCCUAGUUGGCACAAUACCUCUCUCUGCUAUUAAUUACAAGAAAAAAUAAAUUGAGCCAGUGUUUUCUGAUAGCCUAAGUUCUAGCUCUUAUGCUACGGCCCUGGCCAUGGUCAUAGAUUUGAAAUGUUGCUGGCAAUGAACACAAGUCAAAUUUCUUCUAGAAGUCUUAUGAGCAAUGAUAGGGUUUCAAAGCAUGGUACAAGUACAUGCAUUGGUAAGAAUUUUGGGAAACUUUUUUGUUGUUUCUUUUGGCUGGCUUAGUUUCAACAAUGGUUUCUUUUUAUAAAAACUCCAUUUUGAAUCAAAAUAGUGUAAUAUAAAGUAUUCAGCAGUUUCAAUAAAAGAUACAAAGUGGGUAUUCCAAACCCCACAUCUCAA